Messenger RNA from Anopheles arabiensis, 1265 nucleotides. Its product is annotated as formylglycine-generating enzyme. Gene Ontology annotation, cellular component: endoplasmic reticulum. The record is from RefSeq and is a predicted model, not a curated record. Bases 47 to 1126 code for a protein of 359 amino acids. NCBI's taxonomy places the organism in Eukaryota, Metazoa, Arthropoda, Insecta, Diptera, Culicidae. The transcript has a single exon.
GCAGGGUGCAUUUGUUGUCAAACUGCACUCUUCUCGCCGCAGCAGAAUGGAGCAAACGAAUCGGUGUGGCUUGUUUUUCUUAUUUUUAAGCUGCAUUUUAGUGUUUAAGCUCGCAAACGGUGACUGUGGAUGCAACAAGCUGAAACGCAAUGCCGAGGGCCAAGAGCAGCCGAAGGAACGCGUCAUCUUCUCGGCCGAUGCAACACAACACUCCCACUCCGACGGGGCGGACCGUCGUCCGGAGAGCUUGCUCGAUCUGGUGGAACAUUCCAAGCGGUUCGAAGACAUGAGCCUUAUCCCAGGAGGUGAAUAUGUAAUCGGCACGAAUGAACCAAUCUUCGUCAAGGAUCGCGAAUCACCGGCCCGGCCCGCGACGAUCCGCGACUUUUACCUCGACCAGUACGAAGUCUCCAACGCACAGUUCAAGACAUUCGUCGACCAGACAGGCUACGUCACGGAGGCGGAAAAGUUUGGCGACAGCUUCGUCUUCCAGCAGCUGCUCAGCGAAGCGGUGCGCAAGCAGUACGAAGAUUUCCGCGUUGCAGCGGCGCCCUGGUGGUACAAGGUACGCGGAGCCUCCUGGCAGCAUCCGGAAGGUGACGUGUCACGUGAUAUAAGCGACCGAUUGGACCACCCGGUGGUGCACGUGUCCUGGAACGAUGCGGUCGCGUACUGCGCCUGGAAAGGGAAGCGCCUGCCGACGGAAGCGGAAUGGGAAGCGGCCUGCCGGGGCGGUCGCAAACAAAAGCUAUUCCCCUGGGGCAACAAGCUGAUGCCGAAGGAGCAGCACAUGAUGAACAUAUGGCAGGGCGAGUUCCCGGACAGCAAUCUGAGGGAGGAUGGCUACGAAACCACCUGCCCGGUGACGUCCUUCCGCCAGAACCCGUUCGAGCUGUACAACAUCGUUGGCAACGUGUGGGAGUGGACGGCGGAUCUGUGGGACUCGAAGGAUGCGGCCAUCGAGCGCAAGCCGGGCAGCGAUCCACCGAAUCGGGUGAAAAAGGGUGGCUCAUACCUGUGUCACGAAUCGUACUGCUAUCGCUAUCGCUGUGCGGCUCGAUCGCAGAACACCGAGGACAGUUCGGCGGGCAAUCUGGGCUUCCGGUGCGCUGCCGAUGCUAACUGAAUGGAGCGGAUCCUAUUCCUUCUUUGUGAUAAUCUCAACGGACUCUUCCUGCGGGAAGACCAUCUAAUAACGACGCAUUUUUACUAUUUAAAGGAUACGAAGUCACAGCGAAAUAAAUGGCACCUUAUUCAAACUAGAA